Racocetra persica is the source of this 395-nucleotide messenger RNA. NCBI's taxonomy places the organism in Eukaryota, Fungi, Glomeromycota, Glomeromycetes, Diversisporales, Gigasporaceae. The record is from the annotation of a GenBank genome assembly.
CGACUGAAAUAUUAUCAACUUCAACGUAUCCUACUAUAAGUGAUGUAAGAUUAACUAUAAUUGGAUUAUUACGGCAUUUAGAAUCUUUUCUUGAAACUCACCCUGAUACUAAUUUGGAUGAAUGUAUGGUAGCAAAUUCAAUUAAUUUUAAACUUCAAGAAUAUUGGGAGUAUGUCGACGAACCAACAACAAUUGGUGCAUUGUUAGAUCCGCGAUCUAAGACUAAGACUUUUAAAGAUAUUAAUAAGCGUGAUAGAGCUAUAGCACUUUUGCGUAACAAAAUGGAAUUAUAUAAAAAUAGUACUCAAUCUACUAAUACAAAUUUACGACCAAGAGAAAGCAAACGGUCAUUUUUUGAAUCUUUAAUUUCCGAUCAAAAUUCUGAACAAGUAACU